Messenger RNA from Williopsis jadinii, 3100 nucleotides. Its product is annotated as calcium-transporting ATPase. The record is from RefSeq and is a predicted model, not a curated record. The transcript has a single exon. Gene Ontology annotation, biological process: intracellular calcium ion homeostasis; calcium ion transmembrane transport. Gene Ontology annotation, molecular function: ATP hydrolysis activity; ATP binding; P-type calcium transporter activity. Lineage: Eukaryota; Fungi; Ascomycota; Saccharomycetes; Phaffomycetales; Wickerhamomycetaceae. Gene Ontology annotation, cellular component: membrane. Bases 33 to 3017 code for a protein of 994 amino acids.
AACAGUUACCCGUACAGAAGGCCGCUCAGUACAUGCCAUCGUUCUACAACAAGUCGGUUGAAGAGUCCUUGAGGCUGUUGGACUCUAAGAAGUCCGGCCUCUCUUCGACAGAGGCUCAAAAGAGGCUGGAAGAGUAUGGACCUAAUGGGCUUCCUAAGGAACCAUCAACGCCACUGUGGAAGCUCAUAUUGGGCCAGUUUGAAGAUCAGUUGACUUUGAUCCUACUGGGAUCAGCCGCCGUGUCCUUUGCGUUGGCUUUGACAGAGGGCGAGUUCUCAUGGUUGAGCAUGGUGGACCCUUUGGUGAUUCUCACCAUCCUGAUCUUAAAUGCCAUAGUUGGUGUCCAACAGGAAAGUUCUGCCGAAUCAGCUAUCAGUGCACUGAACGAGUACGCAUCGUCGUAUGCUCGUGUUAGACGUGAUGGCAAACUGACCCGUGUCAAACAAGAGGAGCUGGUUCCUGGUGAUGUUAUUGAUAUCGGCGUUGGCGAUGUUGUUCCAGCAGAUGCCAGAAUCGUGAAGAUCUUGUCACAGACUUUGAGAGUGGAUCAAUCGAUCCUCACCGGUGAGUCUGAAUCAGUGCUCAAGUCAGUGGAGACUGUGGACUUGCCAAAUGCUGUGAAACAAGAACAGUCCAACAUUGUAUUUUCAGGUACAACCGUUGUUGGUGGUACUGCUCGAGUUGUGGUUACACACACUGGUGAAAGAACCGCAAUUGGCAAUAUAUACACAGACCUGACAUCGCAGAUCUCGCAAUCAACGCCUUUGAAGGAGAAAUUGGAUGACUUUGGUGAUAUGUUGGCAAAAUUCAUCACUGUGAUCUGUAUUGCCGUCUGGGUAAUCAACUUUAACAAUUUCAAUGAUCCAGUUCAUGGUGGAUACCUCAAAGGUGCCAUAUAUUACUUCAAAAUUGCAGUGGCUCUGGCUGUUGCAGCAAUCCCUGAAGGGCUGAGUGUUGUUAUUACAACUUGUUUGGCUCUUGGUACAAAGAAGAUGGCGAAACAAGACGCCAUCGUUAGAACGUUAUCAUCUGUCGAGACAUUGGGAUCUACAAAUGUCAUUUGCUCUGAUAAGACUGGUACUUUGACAACAAAUCAAAUGGUGGUCCGUAACGUUGUCUUCUUCAACAAUGUGAACGAGUUGACCACCUUGUCUGUAUCUGGUCAUUCUUUCAAUCCAAGAGGUAUAGUUCUCGAUGAACAUGGUUAUGAAGUUGCUUUGCCUGAUCCAGACUUUGCAGUGUUGCAUAAAGUUGCCCAAGUAUGUGCCCUCUGUAAUGAUUCAUUCUUCAUCCAAGUGGGACAGGAUAACUGGAAGGCCGGUGGUGAGCCAACAGAAGCUGCUCUAAAAGUGUUCGUCGAGAAGCUUUCUCCAGACGCACAGUUGGAAUCCAUUGUUUCGAAUACUCCAAUAUGCGACCUCUAUGAUGAACAAUACCCACGUGCCUGCACAUUUGAAUUCACAAGAGACCGUAAGUCUAUGUCCGUAUUGGUGGAUUCAUCAAACGGACCAGAGUUGCUAGUCAAAGGUGCACCUGAAUCUAUUCUUGCCCGUUCAACAAAGGUUCUCACUCAGACAGAAAAUGGUACCUUGACCAUUGAACCAUUGAGUAGAGCAAACGAAUUGGAGCUUGUUUCAAAGAUCGAGGAAUUGGCUGGUGAAGGAUACAGAAUAAUUGCUCUUGCCUAUAAAGAUGAUCUGGAUCUUCAAAUGGCUGAGGUUGCAACCACGUCGAAGCAUUAUGAGCUUUUGGAAUCAGAUUUGGUCUUUGUUGGAUUUGCAGCCUUGAUUGAUCCACCUCGUCCAGAGGUGACUAAGUCUAUCCAAGACUGUAAGAGCGCUGGUAUCAGAGUUAUCAUGGUCACGGGUGAUUCUCCAAUAACAGCUGAGAAUAUCGCUAAGCAGAUUGGAAUUCUUGACGAAGAUCACGACAGCAAUGGUCUUGUAUUAACUGGUAGACAGUUCAAUGAACUUAGUGAAGAAGAAAAAAUCCAAGCAGUUGAGAAAGUGAAGGUGUUUGCACGUGUUGAACCAUCACACAAAUCAUCGCUUGUUGAUCUGUUACAACGAAAUGGUAAUGUUGUUGCUAUGACUGGUGAUGGUGUAAAUGAUGCCCCUGCACUCAAGAAAGCCGAUAUUGGUAUCGCUAUGGGAUCUGGUACAGACGUUGCGAGACUGGCCUCAAACUUAGUCUUACAAGAUGACAACUUCUCUACGAUUGUCACUGCGGUUAGAGAAGGUCGUUUAAUUUACAACAACACAAGGCAAUUUAUCCGUUACUUGAUCUCUUCUAAUAUUGGUGAAGUUGUCUCUAUUUUCUUGACUGCUGCACUUGGAUUACCAGAGGCAUUGGUUCCUGUUCAACUGCUCUGGGUCAACUUGGUUACAGAUGGUUUACCAGCAUCUGCACUGGGAUUCAACCCUCCUGACCGUAAUAUCAUGUCCAAACCUCCAAAGUCUAGACAUGAUCCCCUAGUUAGUGGCUGGCUUUUGUUCAGAUAUAUUGUUGUGGGAUCCUACGUCGGUAUUGCAACAGUUGCCGGUUAUGUUUGGUAUUUCAUAAUGUACCAAGAUGGUCCUCUGAUUUCCUACAAGCAACUUUCUCAUUUCCAUCACUGUUCUUCAGAGUUCCCUGAGAUUGGAUGUCAAAUGUUUCAGAACUCCCACUCAAUCAAGGCUUCAACAAUUUCUUUAUCAAUCUUAGUUGUCGUCGAGAUGCUGAACGCCAUGAAUAACCUGUCAGAGACUGAUAGCUUACUGACCUUCCCUCUUUGGAACAAUGUCCACUUAAUACUUGCAAUCCUACUUUCUAUGGCUUUGCACUUCAUCAUCCUAUACGUCCCUUGGUUCUCAAACCUCUUCAAUGUUCUUCCGCUUAAUAAAGAUGAGUGGGUUGCAAUCAUCGUUCUCUCUGUUCCUGUGAUUGUUAUUGAUGAACUGUUCAAACUUUUCGACAUGUGGUUCUCAACUGCUCCGUCUCAAGCAGUUGAUGGAAAUGAAAAGAUUAAAAACGACUGAUACACUUAUACAACUUUUUAUAUUCUCAUUAAAAGUACAUUAGAUCAUCAAUAAUUACAGACUUAAUUGUGAAAUUCUUUUCC